UUCCCUGAUCAAGGCUGGGAACCAUGCUGCAGUUCACAGAGUAGGUACAGAGUAGGAACAGUCAGACACAUACACUCACACAGACAGACGGUGAACAUGGGCCAGUUACUCAGCUGGAUCAGAGCUCCUCGGGACAAUCAAGCCUUACAGGAUGUGGCCGUGGAACAACAGCCUGCUUUUGACUGCUGUCAAUGCUUUAAGAAAGCGCCCAAAGGUUACCAAGAGUUACCGAGUGAGUCGUUCCCACCCGAGUUGUUCCACCCCAGUUCGCAGCCUAGACAGUAUUCACCCACUUCAGUGGCACAGGUGGCUGUGAAUCCAGCACAAUUUGAGAGUGCAUCUGCCGCCUCCACCAUGGCUACAAAGCCAGGGGCGGUGUCCGUGACAAUGGGUGGUGCCACAGCAAGUGGUGCCACAGCGGGAGGAAGUCCUACUACAGCAGGGACAACACAAAGAGGAACGGCCAAAGUGGCGAUGCCAGAGACGGCAUUCGUCUCUCCAGCAGGUGCUACUAUUAUUAACAUACCAUCACCUGGGACCAAAGGCAGCCCUAAAGACACCCCAAAGCCAGCACCCAUGCACCCGGCCAAAGCUACACCUCUUACCACGGGAGGUGGCAAUAUUGUAGUGGAGGCAGCAACUCCAUGGAAAGCUGAAGUACCAAAGCUGCAAGAGUCUCCGAAACAGACAGCCAAGACUGUGCCCACCACAUCAAGCAAAGUUGACAUGGCUAAAAAGGAUCCUGCUAAGUUGGUUACGGCUGUUGCUGCACCAGCUUCCGCGGCUGGAGAUGCCUCUCUGAAGGGGCCACAGACUAAGGUACAGGUGGAAGUAGUUCCCCCAGGAGCUAAGGCAGCCAAAAAGGAGCUUGCUGUGGACCCGUUCGAUGCCCUGGCUGAUUCCUUACCCUCAUCAGAGUCUUUCGCCCCUGCAGCCCAUGUAUACACCGGGCCAGAGGUGAUAGAGCAUGGAUUAUCCUCAAAGAAGGGAGUGAUCUGUGGGGGGAACGACUGCCCACUGCCCCCAGGAUACCGAUUUGAAGACAUGGCCCCAGUUGCAGAUGUCAAGCCAAAAGAUGUCCCGAAACCCAUGAGCACCGAUGAGGCUCUGGACUCCCUGUCCUUUGGGUUCACAACCUCUAUGGCUCCCAUCCCUCAAAAACAGGAGAAGAAAGUGGAAGACUUGGCUGCCAUUGAUGCCUUAUCUGCUGGCUUUUCAAACUUUUCUCCACCUCCACCCGCUCCCAUCAAGAAAGCUGAAGAGUUUAAGUCUGCACCUGUGACCAAGUGUCCUGCUCCCCCCGUUGACAAGAAAGCUAAGGUGGAAAAGUUUGCUGAUGACUUCUCUCUGAUGUCAGGAUUGGACUCCCCACUGGACACCAAGCCGAAGACAGAUGGGACUGUGCCCACCACAUCAAGCAAAGUUGACAUGGCUAAAAAGGAUCCUGCUAAGUUGGUUACGGCUGUUGCUGCACCAGCUGCCGCGGCUGGAGAUGCCUCUCUGAAGGGGCCACAGACUAAGAAAGUUGAGGAUUUGGCUGCCGUUGAUGCCUUGUCUGCUGGCUUUUCAAACUUUGCUCCACCUCCACCCGCUCCCAUCAAGAAAGCUGAAGAGUUUAAGUCUGCACCUGUGACCAAGUGUCCUGCUCCCCCCGUUGACAAGAAAGCUAAGGUGGAAAAGAAACCCAUGAGCACCGAUGAGGCUCUGGACUCCCUGUCCUUUGGGUUCACAACCUCUAUGCCUCCCAUCCCUCAGAAACAGGAGAAGAAAGUGGAAGACUUGGCUGCCAUUGAUGCCUUAUCUGCUGGCUUCUCAAACUUUUCUCCACCUCCACCCGCUCCCAUCAAGGUACAGGUGGAAGUAGUUCCCCCAGGAGCUAAGGCAGCCAAAGAGCCGGCACCCAUGCACCUAGCCAAAGCUACACCUCUUACCACGGGAGGAGGCAAUAUUGUAGGGGAGGCGACAAUGCCAUGGAAAGCUGAAGUACCAAAGCUUCAAGAGUCUCCGGAACAGAUAGCCAAGACUGUGCCCACCACAUCAAGCAAAGUUGACAUGGCUAAAAAGGAUCCUGCUAAGUUGGUUACGGCUGUUGCUGCACCAGCUGCCGCGGCUGGAGAUGCCUCUCUGAAGGGGCCACAGACUAAGGUACAGGUGGAAGUAGUUCCCCCAGGAGCUAAGGCAGCCAAAGAGCCGGCUCCCAUGCACCCAGCCAAAGCUACACCUCUUACCACGGGAGGAGGCAAUAUUGUAGGGGAGGCGACAACGCCAUGGAAAGCUGAAGUACCAAAGCUUCAAGAGUCUCCGGAACAGACAGCCAUGGUAGAUGGCAGACAGUCGAGGAGUAGUGUGCCCACCACAUCAAGCAAAGUUGACAUGGCUAAAAAGGAUCCUGCUAAGUUGGUUACGGCUGUUGCUGCACCAGCUGCCGCGGCUGGAGAUGCCUCUCUGAAGGGGCCACAGACUAAGAAAGUUGAGGAUUUGGCUGCCGUUGAUGCCUUGUCUGCUGGCUUUUCAAACUUUGCUCCACCUCCAUCCGCUCCCAUCAAGAAAGCUGAAGAGUUUAAGUCUGCACCUGUGACCAAGUGUCCUGCUCCCCCCGUUGACAAGAAAGCUAAUGUGGAAAAGAAACCCAUGAGCACCGAUGAGGCUCUGGACUUUGGGUUCACAACCUCAAUGCCUCCCAUCCCUCAGAAACAGGAGAAGAAAGUGGAAGACUUGGCUGCCAUUGAUGCCUUAUCUGCUGGCUUUUCAAACUUUUCUCCACCUCCACCCGCUCCCAUCAAGAAAGCUGAAGAGUUUAAGUCUGCACCUGUGACCAAGUGUCCUGCUCCCCCCGUUGACAAGAAAGCUAAGGUGGAAAAGUUUGCUGAUGACUUCUCUCUGAUGUCAGGAUUGGACUCCCCACUGGACACCAAGCCGAAGACAGAUGGGGGUGGCUCCAUGUCCCUGGAUGCUCUCAGUGCUCUGGGAGACUCUCUGCCUGCUCCAGAACCAGCACCUGAACCUCCCAAGAUCAGACAUGAGGACAUAGUCACGGAGGGCAAACUCACAUCGAAGAAGGGAGUUUUUGUGGGUGAGCGAGAUGACACACUCCCACCAAAGUACAGGUUCACAGAAAACAAAGUCAAAGACCUGCCUCCUCUGAAGCCAGAGCCCUCCAUGGACUCUGGUGAGGCUCUGGAGAUCUUGUCAGGUGACUUCAUGUCUUCCUGUGUGGCUCCAGCUGUCCAUUCUCCUGUCCUCUGCCCCCCAGCUCCUCCCACACAGGCCUCAGAUGACUUUGCCUUGGAUGCCCUGGCAGGGGACUUUGUAGCCCCAGCUGUUGCUCCUGCAGUCAAAUCUGCUGUUGACCGUCAGCUAUCUAGAGGGACAGUAGAUGCUCUGGAUACCUUGUCAGACUCCCUGAUGGACAAGGCUCCUAUCCCAGAGCCUGCUCCUGUCUCAGUCAGAGACAUCGUCAAGGAGAAAAAGGUUAUAGAGGAGAAGCUUACCAAAGUGGGGGAGAGGGAUGACAGCCUUCCAGCUGAGUACCGGCCCACAGAGAAAGACCGAAAGGCAAUGGCAGAGGCCAAAGUCCAGGCUGAUGUUAGACCCAAGCAGCCGUCAAUGGAUGACAGCAAGGCCCUUGACCUCUUGUCUAGAGACUUGUCUUCAUCCGCUGGUCCAGCUGCAGCCUCAGUAGCCGUGACAACAGAGCAGAGACAGCCCCGACUGGAGCCCAUGUCUGCCCCUGUCCUGGAUGACCUGGCAGGCACCCUGCUCCCAGACAUCCCCGAGUUCAAAUCCAAGGGAGACAAGCCAAAGAGCAAGUCAAAGUCAAAGAAACAAAGGAAGGAGGAUCCGUCAUCCAUAGACCAUCUGUCUGGACAGCUGAGUUCAGAAGUAGUGUCAGCAUCCACAAAUAAGGAUGGCAAGAGCUAGACAUCUAUGUUUCUAGCGCACUACAUGUCCCCUGCCACACGGUGGCGCCACUUGAGGGAGCUGCUGUGAAUGAUUCUAUUUUUCUAAAUGGUGGAGAACAUAUACUGGAUUUUUUUUUUAAACAUGACCACACACUUACACACAUGCGCAUGUACACACACACACACCAUAGUGUGCAACGCCUUUCCUGCUUGGUUUCGCACAUGACAGAAGAUUGUACUAGGUUUUGGUUUCUUUCAUUUGAAACGAGGAGAGCAAAAUAAAGAGAGGGAACGAGAGCGAGCGAGGGAGGGAGUUUGUCCUGACUUAUUUCCCAGGAUUGAACAGAGAAUCUGUCCAAUCCUGUAAGGAAAAUUAAAUCUGGGCUUUGCCUUUCAAGUGGCCUGACUGACUGUCCAUCCUAGCUAACUGUCUGCAUUGCCCCAACGUUGUAGUGAUGUUGCUGCAACAUUGCUACAGCGUUGGGGGUAAUAGUGAGUGUCAUGUGUUUAGGAACAGUAAAUAGGGGUUAUGUAGGAUUGGGAUGUCUGUCCAAUAUUGAUCUACACAGAAGAGUGAGUUUUCUCUUAAGUGGACACCCACCAUAAUACACUAGUGUACAGCACAGUCUGCUCAAUAUUGAAACGUAUAAAAGGAUUUACAGGAAAUGAUCUGCUUGAUACGGAUGCAUCUGUGAGCAAUUCUAUAUAUUUACAUUGCCAAUAAAUAAAUGAAUGCCUAUAACAAGACAUGACAGUAUUAUAAUACAUUUGUGUAAGAGGGUCUUUCGGUAUAGGGAACUUACUGUAUAUCUGUGUUGCAGUUAAAGGGAAGAAAGUUAUACUAUUUUAGAAAUAUUUUCACAUGUAAUAUUAGGACCAUCUUUCGCUUGUACAAAGCAGUGCAGGUGUUUUUAAUUUUAUUUUACAAAGCUCCUUCCACCUUGAGUUUUGGAACGUGUGUUCAACCUCGACUCAAGUCUUCUUUUUGUGUCUUUUGUUUUUUGCAACGGCCUUCGGCGCUUGAGGAGUAGAAUUUGAGUGUCGUAAAUAAAACAUAAUAAAAAUCGAUGUUUUUUCACCA
Messenger RNA from Oncorhynchus nerka (sockeye salmon), 4983 nucleotides. RefSeq names its product calpastatin (gene cast). Gene Ontology annotation, molecular function: calcium-dependent cysteine-type endopeptidase inhibitor activity. Lineage: Eukaryota; Metazoa; Chordata; Actinopteri; Salmoniformes; Salmonidae. The record is from RefSeq and is a predicted model, not a curated record. Gene Ontology annotation, cellular component: cytoplasm. Bases 97 to 3921 code for a protein of 1274 amino acids. The transcript has 44 exons.